Caenorhabditis elegans is the source of this 601-nucleotide messenger RNA. RefSeq lists its product as uncharacterized. The record is from RefSeq and is marked reviewed. The transcript is spliced from 4 exons. Lineage: Eukaryota; Metazoa; Nematoda; Chromadorea; Rhabditida; Rhabditidae. Bases 3 to 398 code for a protein of 131 amino acids.
AGAUGGCUCAUACAGUGUUUCCAUUCAAUGAUUAUUUUCGGGUCACUUUCAAUGGUUCACUUCUUCCUUCUCAGAGUCAAUCCGGCGAAAUCAUACCUCCAGUAUUCUCAGAUUCGCCUCUCAAAACAAUUGUAUUGGAGGACGCACCGAGUAUUCCUAAUUGGAGAAACAAAGAAAACUCUACCUUAUUAAAACCAUCCCUUUUUAUUGCAAAUUUUGAAAGUAAGUCUGUGCUCAACAUACAAUUGCAUUCUACUCAAUUGACUCCUUCACCAACACCCCCAGAAGAAAAUCGUAAAAAUUACAACUGCUCUUUUCCUGAGACAACAAACAAUAAUACAGACGCCAAAUAUCUCAAUUCAUCAGAGGCAACAACAGAGAGAACAUUUCAAGCGUAGAUAAUUUUUCAAAAUUUUAAUUAGUGAAAUUUGUUAACUUGAAAAUUUGUUCAUUUUUACUCUUCAAUUCAUUGAAUAAGUUUUGAACUAAACCAAUUGUAACACCAACAGUUGCCUUCGUGUUUCAUGAAUUGGGAAAUUGGCAUUUUUCCAUAUUUCUUGAACAGUGAAGUAUUAAAAAAUAAAGAUAGCAAACUUUGGAA